Penaeus indicus is the source of this 549-nucleotide messenger RNA. RefSeq lists its product as uncharacterized. Lineage: Eukaryota; Metazoa; Arthropoda; Malacostraca; Decapoda; Penaeidae. The record is from RefSeq and is a predicted model, not a curated record. The transcript is spliced from 4 exons. Bases 1 to 549 code for a protein of 182 amino acids.
AUGGUGAUCGGGCGUGUUUUGCCUCCUCCCCGCCGCAGCCCCGCAACUCGGCAAAUCCUGGUCCCGCAGUGUCAGAGGGGAGAAAGGGGACCCUUGACCCAGGGUAAUGUGCUCCCCUCCCAGGGUACCGGGACCUCAGCCCUAGGAUAUGGGCCUCCCGGCAGCGUGGGUCAGGGCUGCCUCCCCGGCCACGAGUAUGGGCACCCCCAUGGCAGCCAGGACUGGUCACCGCCUAAGAAAUCAGACCACGUACGAAACCUUCCCUUUCACAUCUCCUCCCCCGUCACAACGCCCCCUACCUCCACCCCAAACCCCUCCUCCACACCCUUCACGCCCAUACCCACGACCGAAAGUCUUCCCCUUCCAAAACCUUCCCCUCUCUCCCUGCCCGCGGCCAGCCAGCUGCCCCGCGCCCUUGCUGACUCGCCGGCCUUCAACUCUGCUGAGCCACCCACGUGCCCCUCGCCCGGCGCUCCUAGCCAGCAGACCCCGGCCAAUAUAGACUCCCUCGCCUCCCUCAAGUCCACUAAGAGCCCUCCCAAAAACUAA